UCUCGUAAUCUUAAGUCAAUAGGCUGUCGCAUCAUCUUUACCCAAGAAUACCAAAUAAUAGCCAGGACUCUCGGGCUCUCGGGGGAAAAUUGUCUUAAACGGCAUUUUACGCUUUAGCUGGCAAAUCCUUUUGCAUGAAUCCUGUUUGCUUUUUAACAGAAUUGCAAAUUUUCUGCCAAAUAAUCGUUAGCUGAAAUGGGCGUCCCUGCCAUACGCCCACUCUUCACAGCUAGGAAGUUCAAUAGAAAAUCGAUGUAGUAGUUGGUUUCUUUUGUUUUUUGGAAAUCCUGCUGGGUGACUGCUGAAAAUUAGCUAAGAAAAUUGAGCCUUUCGACAAGGGGAAUGCAUCUGUUUUCAAAUGCUUAAAUCGCUCCAAACUUUCGAGAUUUGAAUAGAGAUUGAUCAAUUACGCGCUUGAUGGUUUGGGUUUGAUGAAGAUGAUGGGUGUGAAUAGGACGCAUAUGGGCAUUCAAUUGAAGUGUCUUUGAUUGCAAACUUUCUAAUUUCGCUGUAGUAAAACUGUGCUUUGGUUGCUGGUGCCUCUGUCACAUUCUUCAACCGGAAUGGGAAUCAAAGUCGCUGGGAAACAAAGUCGUUACGGGAGUGUCCUGCGCAGGAUUCACCGUUAACCCAUCGAAGAGCGGAGACUGUUAAGCAAAUACAUGCGAGGAUCCUUUUCAAGUGAGCCGACAUCAAAGUCGAAGCUGUCGCCGUGGCGAUGUCUUUGUGUCCACAUCCUCGCAUGGAUGACAUUUCGGUGACCGCAGCAAUGCCGUUUCCUCUGACCGCCAGACAUUGUGUCAACAGAGGGCCAGAAAAUCAGCAGAAAAUCGGUAGAAAACCAGUAGAAAGUCAGUAGAAAACCAUUAGAAAAUGCAGGACCAUGGGUGUACCGUUAGUCUUGGCCGAGUGUCCUUAGUCCUGCUGCCUGAUUGAGCCAUUAUGACAGCAGGUCCUUUGUCGCAUUAUCGUUCGUCUUCGCCGCUUUCCUGCUUUUCUGCUGAGUCAAGUUGUCCAACAUUUUUGCGGACCCGCCUUUGUUUGCCGGCGUGCAUAAUUUUUAUCAAUAAAAAUGCCAUUGUCCAGCGUUCAGGAAGAACACAAGAAAAACACACAUACGAGUCCUGCUUCCGUGUAAUCGCCAAAGGAUAUUAGCUGCUCUUUCUCCUUUUCUCCGCAGCUCCCUUUGUCCAGCGUGUUAACUGUAAAAUUUGCCAAAUGAAAAAUGACUCCAGGAGUCUUGGAGAUUACUGGCCAAUCAUCGAGGCGUUCACACGUCUGUGGCUUUGCAUUUGGAGAAUGAAUUGGCAAAACAUCUGGGAGAAAGGACAUUCGCAAGUUUUUAUCUCAAACGAAUUGUGCGACUCGAAUCGCAAUGUUGUCCGAACUUUAGAAAUACGGCCUAUAUACCUAGGAAUAUCUAGAAUUUUCACCAAAGCAGCAUCACUAGUUUUUGCCAUUUAUUAUACAUAUAUUUCAUUGCUCUAUUCUCAGCACAAUAUCAAGCGCAAAUUAUUGAUUUCUUCCCAAUUUCUCCCCAGCAUUUAUUUCUUGUUUAUCUGUGAGCUUCCGUGUUUCUGGUCUGUUCUGUGGCUUCAAUUGUGGCUUUAAUUGUGCCAGCACCCCUUCUUCUAAUCGCGUUUUGCCGCAUCUGAUGGGCUUGCACACCCAUAACCAAUCGAUGCUGUCACUUGCCCGUUUAGUUGGGCGCUCUGCUGCCCAGAAAGGGUGGCCGAGUCACUGCAGUUUGACUGUGCGAAUUGCCAAACAUUUUAUUUAAUCAUGGACACGUGUUCUGCGACCUUCCGGGGAUUCGGAUGGCCACGGGGUAAAUGGUGGAUGGUGGUUAGUAGAUGGUGGAUGGUGGAUGGACUUCAACCCGAGAAGAUGACUCCCAAAUGUCCAACUUCAACCCUUGUGCAAGCCUUGCGUGAUGCGAGUCUCGUAACGCCGUAAGCGGACACUCAAAAUGGCGCUGCCAAAUGGCUGAAUCCCGGCCAGAAUCUGAGCUCGAUUCGACAUAAACUCUGGUUUCCGGAUAAGCCGCAUUCCGCGGGGACCUGUGAUCCCUAACUUCUGCACUGAUCUUCUUUCGAUCGCACAAGAAUGAGGGGCCCUAAUUGGCAUCUUGUUGUCUUGAUGUCUUGGCCCUUGUUCCCUUUCUUUGGCAACAAUCGAAAUGUCAAGUGUGAGUCAAAUAAUGAUGCAUAACGCCCGUCCAUGGGCAGUUUGUAGAUGCUGCAACCGAGAUUAUCCUUCGGAAACAUCAUCAUUUUCUUGUAAUCGAUUGCACCAAGAUCUUCCUCAAAAAGAUCAAACUGACAAAAAACGAGAAAACAGAAAAAGGGACAGAAAAAUAGGAGGAGAUGCAGCAACAAACGACGGGCGGGCCAAACCACACAAAGGACGAUCGUCGUUCUCGCUCUGUGUCCUUUGGCCACGUGCAGAGCACACUCCACUCCCUCCAGUCCCGCCAGUACCUCCAAUCCCUCCAAUCGCUGCAAUCACUCCAAUCACAGGCGAGAAAAGGGACACACUUUCGGCCGCCAGGUGAGAGGGCCAAGUGUCAAUCGGAGGACUCGCGAUCCGAUCCCCUCGUGAUUUCUGCAUUUCUUCAUUUCUGCAUUUCAACCCCCAAGCGAUCGCAUAUCGCACCGCACAUCGCAUCUGAUUCGCCACGACUCCUACUCGAUCUGUGUUGACAUUCGCAAAGAGAUCCCGGCGAUCAGAAUGUGUUUACUCAUGGCCUAAAUCCCUUCCCUUUGGGGCGUCACGAUCGAAUGACAAUCCUUUGCAGCCAGCGCAUGAUCGGCACGUGGCGAUCGGGGAUUUAUUUGUUUAUUCAGCACAUAUUCCUCGCACUUCUUCUGCUGAAUUUUGUCGGCAAGCAAUAGAGGCGAUAAUUGAUUUUAAUCUUUGAUUUAUUCUUCACCAUUCUCGGUGUUCACUUUGCAAAUAUAUAUCUUCUAAAAAUGUGGCAAUCAAUUGCAGCUUUCAGCCAUUAGUACUUAGUAUUCCCAGGGGUUCGAAAGUCAACGCUACAGACUACGUUGGACGUUGUGUGGGGAUCAGGGGAAUGAGAUCACCGGAGGCACUGCUAGCUUUAGUGGGCAUGACCAGUGGCUUUCAGGGAUCUACCUAGAUCUACUUCUGGCACUAGGAUUACCUCGCAAUGACCCAGUUCCCAAGUCCCAGUUUGCAGUUCGCAGUUUCCAGUUCCAUUCGCCGCUCAAGUGAUUUUGCAAUUGACCUAACAAUUGGGCUUGGCUGGAGGAUCUGGGGAUCUAGCCAUCUAAUCUUACGGAUUUACGUGAAACUUUUGCAAUCGAACUGGCCCCUGGAACUCCUCGACCAUUAUUUUGCAAUAUACGAGCGGAGUGGCCUAAUCUGCUGGACUCUGGACUGAUCCCCGAUGCCGCGAUUUGUGAUCCGCAAUCCGCAAUUCGCGAUCUCCUCGUUCGCUCGUAAUCUGAGAUUAAAUUAAAAUGUCGCAGGAAGGCGGGCGGUGGGUGGGCAUUGUGCAGGACUCACCUCUGUUUUGCGCUAAAUCCCCGAGAUCCAGAGGCCUAAUCCUUUCGCUCGACCAACUCGACUCGACUCAACUCGAAUCGACUCGACUACCUGGGUGACUGAUCCCGUGGCCCAGAUCCCAGAUCCCAUGGCCCAGAUCCCGAAGCCAUGCAACAGUCGCGCUACACACGAAUUAACCUGAUUAAAAUUGUAUUUUUCCCAAAUUUAUGGGAUUAAGUUCCGUUCAAGUUCCUUUAACUCGUUUAAGCUACCGGAUUUAGUUCAAGUGCUCGCCUGGAUCUCCCCGGGAGAUCUCAGGCAUUCCAGGCCACUCAGGCAACUCAGGCAUCUCUCGGCUCAAGCCUCCGUGAGCCGAUUUUUAUUGGGCUGGCUUAAUUAGCACAAUUGUUUACAAAUUUACCUUUCGUCAUGCUGCAGGGGAUUGUGCCAGGCUCUCGAUCCUCCUGCGAUUUGGUGUGUGAAAUCCAUGCCCCGCACACGCCCACGCCCACGGCUCAAAGUGCUCGGCCUCAACUGUCUAACAACUAACAGCUAACAGCUAACAGAUCCUGGCCAAAUUGAGAGCCAGGGCCGAGCAGCUAUGUGUGAACCGUGCGGACUGCAAUUCCCCUUAAAAAUCACUCUAAUCCAGAGCACGCAGUGCAAUCAGUUGCACCAGCUCGUCGGCCCAUUUGCCACUUAUGGCCCAAUUAUGCGCCUUAUGCAACUCUAAGCUCUCAGCAAAGCCCCAACUUUGGCCACUGUAAAGUUGCGUUUGAGCCAAGUCCCAGCCCAGUCCUAGCCACGUCUUUCUACACUUGAGAAAGGAUUUCAAUUCUUUAGUUCAUUCAUAAUUCACGCGGCUUGCAAGCCUUUCUUAUGUAUGUAUCUAGUGCUCGGGGUAACUAAAAAUAGACUUCCUUAUUGCAUUUUUUCAACUUCACAAUGACCUCGGCGAAUGUGAGGCUACUUUGGGUAACUGCGGCUUCACUUCACCACUUCCGUUGGACAGAUGUAAAGGCUUAAGAGGAGGUCCUCGAUUGGCGCCUGGCCAGGGAUCCUGUGCGUUCUUCCCUAGAAGAGUACUGUGCUGUGCUUGGGCAAAUAAAAACAAAUAUUUAUGCGUGAAAACAAACCCCAGACGAGGCCCAAGGGCCUGUUGGCCGUAGGAAAACAAAUCGUUUGUAUGAGCAGCUUCGGCUCAUCGUUGUCGUCGUAGGCAGAAGAAACACGUGCCCACUUAUUAUAUUUUCAUUGGAUUCCAGUCCAGUCGAACUAACUCGCCAUUGAUGCUGGAAAAACAAAACGCAAGUCAAGCCAAGCCAAGCAAAUGGAUUUCGAGUCGCGUUUCCCCGACAUAAAGUCGCAAUAUGUUGUGUGCGGCGGGAUUAGAGCCGGAGCAAUUGCGAUCCUCUGGCGAUCCAGCGGCCAUUCGGUCUACGCCCCCUCGAGAUUAAUGAGGAUGUGCGUGUGUUCCCAGUCCACAAUCCACCAUCCAGAGACCAGGAUUCAGAGCUCGAAGUCGAAUCCUUUCACUAGCCAGGGGCAUGAGCCACAUGUGUUCGUUUUCCAGCUGCUGACCACACUGGGCACUGGACACUGGACUUUGGUCAUUGAGCAUUCAGCAUUCAGAAUUGAGCAUUGGACAUUGGGCAGCAAACAGGCUCAUUAGGCAGCCUUCCACUUAAGCGUGAGUUGGCUCUUUUUGCAUCUUUGAUAAAUGAACCAACAAUGGGAGGCGAACUGUCCUGUCGCUUGGCUCGUGUGGCCCUUUAAUGCUCGGAUUCUGUGGCAGCAUUUCCUCCGGGAUGAACAGCCAGCAGCCAGCUGAACAGCGUCUCCUUUCGCAGCCGGAAGCUUCAACAUUUCCUCCAUUCUUCUGACCCCAAGGAAAUCAACUUGCCACUCGAAGCCCACAACUUGGAACUAGACAACUAGAAAAGCUUUAGCUUUCUACUCCGAAUGGAGACCAGUGAUCGGCAAAUUCGAACUAAUUGCUGCACCCAGAGCACAUCCCAGAAUCCCUGAAUUACUGAAUCGAUUCGUUUGCCACACUCCAAGGGAAAGGAUCAAGUUCGGGCUUCGUGGCAGGAGGCGGCUGUCGAGGAACUUUCUUUCCCGCAGUUCCUUUCAAGCGUUCCAGCGAACAAUUAGUGAAGAAAGUCGUGUGGCUCGUGCACCGAAACAAUUCCUCAGCCAGCGGUCCUCGGUUCUCAGUUCCUCGAUCUCCGAUCUCAGGCCGCUCCUAAUUAUGCGUCGAAAAAUUGAGCGCCUCAAAUUACUCGUUACUGGCGUGCAAUGCGAACAAGAACGCAACAUGAGCCUUGGUAAUGGGAAUGCAAAUGCCAUUGCCAUUGCCAUUGCCAUUCAAGUUAAUUAAUCACGGCAACUUGUGGCAAAUUGUAUGCAGGGCAGAGGUAGGCAGGGUAUCCAAAGGGUCGACCGGAACCGUAGAUCAUUAGGAGUUCAGUUUAGAGUGCUAAGAUGGCGUGGCAUAUGUGAGUGUAGCAGUGAGGCUCCUUUGUGUCCAGCGGAUUGUUGGAAAACCCUGGCUAAUGGUCUCCGCUGACAGUCGAGACAAUAAACGCGAUAUAUAUUUAUAUUUAUACAUGGUCUGCCAGAGAAAAAGGAUUCCGGUGGACAGCGGUUCAGUUCCCAGGGCGAGGAACUCUUUCCACGCUCCGCUGAUCGCACUAUUUGUCUAUUUUGGCUAUUUUGGUAAAGCAAAGCAAACGAAGCAUUGAUCACGACAAAAAGAUUAUCGGCGAAGGGUAAGACAGGAAGUGAUCUGCUUUCUUUGCAUCGCUUCCACUUGUCUGGCCACAAAUUUGAGGUUCUCCGGCCAGAGAUAAUCUUAUAAUGUUGCUGCGCCGCAGCAAAAGUCUUCUCGAAUCUCGAGUUUCUUCCGAUUGUAUUGACAAAACAGUUUUGGUAUCAAUGACAGAGUUUCGCAGCCACGACGAGGGGCAGCUGGUCUGGUCAGCACAUCGAUUUAGUCAGCUAUCCACAUAGUCAGCAGUGGGGGCGUAAAACCUAAUUUUCAGCCAGCCAGCAACUCCACAGACUCCCCAUAAAUGUCCCCCAAAAGUGCCAAAACUCCCAAAAUUGCCACCACUCCCAAACUCCCAUCCAUGUCCACCCUGCUGCGCCCCAGCAGCAAACAAAAAGCGGAAGGGUUGAGCCAACAAUUGUAAGAAAUUGCCACAGAAAGUGACCACAGCAUUCUGGGCAAAGAUUGCCCGCAAAAUUGCCAGCGAGCAACCACUUGUAAUCAAGCCAACCGCCAUCCGGCUUUGUUAUCAUUAAGCAACCGGCCGGGAAAGUCGGAAAAGGCUUUCCCGAACUGAACCGAAACGAUGCCAAGCGAUGCCGAAGCAGAACCCUUUCAUUUGCCCUAAUGAAAUUGCCCCCGAUGAAAAUGCUGUCUGUCUGUCUGUCUGUCUGUCUGUCGCCUGCUAUUUAUUUAUUAAAUGCAGGAGACUCCCUCGCCUGCGGAUGGACACAAUGGACAGCGGACAAUGGACAAUGGACUGGGUCAGCUGGCACAGCUGUCACAUUUUCCCUAAGCCCUGGAUCUCUGGCUCCGUCACCCACUCCUCCCUCCUACUCAAUCUCCAUCUCGAACACCAACUCCAGCAUCUCCAUUCCCAUCCAAAAUAAUAUCUCAUCUCAUCUCAUCUCCUGGCUUUAAUGAAGUUGCGGGGAUUCAUUGCCCAGCGAUUCAUUGCCCGUUUCCCACCAGACACACAAAAUGAAGUCGCUGCGCUUGUUUGUCGUGGUGGUUGUUUCCAAAUCCCCUCCAGCUGUGGCUUCUGCCUCUGAUUGGCUGCUUGGCUGUGAAGGCCCUGCGAGCUCUACUUUAUUGCGAGGCCCGGAGUUCGGCAGAGUCUUCGAUUUCGUGGCAGGAACUCGAUUUUUAUAAUCGAGCCAAAAUGGCGCAAUCCCUGGCGCAAUGGAGGAUGUAACGUGCAUGCAACAUGGCGAUGCAACUGGGAUGCAACUUGGUACGAUCUUUGGAUUAUGCAAUUGCUACUUUGAGACUAGAACUAGAUUCAGUUGCUGAGGUGGGGAAAGUUCGAGAUGGAGAAGAAUAUUUUAUACGGAUGUUGGUCUUCUUUUCCCAAACUGCUGCAGUUAAGCUACUUAAGGUACUUAACUCAACUCUCUAUUUGCAAGUUGUACUUUUUUGUUUCCCUUGCGUUGUUGUAUUGCGUCAAAUGUAUUACUGUUGCGACUCGGGCUCAGAUAAAUCUGCUCGUUGAGCUCAGCUCGACAGUUAGUCAAGUCAUGUGGAUAUGGAUUCUGAAGUCUGGAAUCUGGCAAUGGUCGGCUUAAAAGUGGAGAUCCGCCGGAUCAGGACACUUGUUUCUGGGGGGGAUUACGCGGCUCGGAACACGCAAUAUUAUGCGAGAUUAACUCGAGGCAGCCAGAUAGUCAGGAUUACCAUGGAGGAUCUUGAGAGUAGAGAGCAGAGAGCUGUACCUGGUCAGGUGAACAGGAUCACCCGGAACCCGCCGGCCCACUGAGCUUGGAGAAAAAUAUUAGUGUUCUCCUUCCGAGAAGCAAAAAAUGCACUUUUGCAGAUGAAACGGAAAAUUAUGAAAUGAUAUGGUAGUUUGGUAGUUCAUAUUUUUGGCAGAACUCGGUGACAAUGGCACCCACAAAACUGCCACCUACAAAACUGCCUGCACAAAGGGCUUAAACCGCUUAAAGACCGUUUAAUCUCAUGGAUUUCACUCGUUUUUAGUUUCGUGUGAAAAAACUCGAGGCAAAAGGCAAUUGUGGCACUCAAAGGAGCUGACAACGGAACUGAACGGAACUGAACGGAACUCGGAUACAAUGGGCGUGGCCGGGUCGAAGACUUUACGGUGUUAAAUGCUCAUAUUACGAGCUGGCCAGGAGUCACUCCAUGAAAGAGUUAUGCGGAAUAUGAGGCUUAGGAGCAUUCAGUUCAGUUCAGUUCAGUUCAGUUCCGUUCUCCGUUCCAGGAUUUCCCCGAUCUACCGUUCUCGAUGGUAUCUGGGCAGCAUCCUUUCCGUUCCUCUGGAGAUCGUGUUGGAUGGAUAUGCUUUAUAUGCUGAUGGCAGUUGGGAGAUGGAGAUGGGAGAUGGUGCGAACUGACAAUUGACACAAUUACCAGGACGGCCAAAUCCGCAAACCGCUGCAAUGCCAUUUUGACAGCAAUUGUCCUGGCCAACAAUGUGAGCUGAGAUCUCGAAUCCGGAAUUUGGCAUUAGGAAUCUGGGGAGGAAGGGGGCUAACAGUAGCCAUUCUAACGGGGUUUCGUAGGCGGCUUUGCCCCGCAGCCAAACAAUGGACCAAAAAGGAUGCAGCAGAAGAACUAAAGGACACAAGGACAGGACACUCCCGCUAGCAAAAAGGUGUGAAAAUUUCAAGGGCCGCUUGAUAGAUCGAGUGGGCUUGGAACCGAUGAAGCCGAUGAAGUCGAUCGGGGUCGGGGGCGGAUCGUAACUCUUUUUAUGUGGGCUCCUCGCCCCGGCGGUUUGAUUAACUCCGGAGAAACCCCUAACGGUGCUCGCCCAAAAGAACUGACAAUGGACAUGGUCGUGGCUGGUCGCUGAUGGCUGAUGGCUGAUGGCAGCUAAUCAACAGUAAAAUGCAUAAAAUUAAGUGAGCAAUGAAAGGGCAUUAUGGGGAAUAAGGGUCUUUUGCGCCCAUUUCGGCUAUUAGAAUCGUUUCACACUGUAACUGUAAAUGUAAGUGUAACUGUAACUGUACCGCGAGCGGUUCUCACCCAAAACAUUCGAAGAUAUAUCGGUAUCACAGGGAUACUGAGACUGGGAACAAUGGCCCAAACAGCGCAGUUGACAGUUCAUCAAGGCGAAUGAUGCAUGCAAAAUGAAUCAGUGCCAUCAGUAUAUCGCUGGCAAAUACCCUGCAAUCGCAGCCAACAGUACACUGGAAACAGUCGGUUUUGGACGGACUGUGUGAAGAACAUUAAUGUGCAGACAUUGCUGCGUCUAAUUUAUCACAGUGUAGCUGCAGUGCCGUGAUCUCCCACACGGAAAUCAUGCGUGAAAUGUUGCUUUCUUUGGAUUUCUUUCUUCUGCUUGUCUGCUGUGUGCGAGUAUUUUCCCAACCCGAGCAUUCUCAUUCUCAUUCCCAUUCCCAUUCUCAUUUUCCUAUAACGAUGACGAUGGCGAUGGCGAUGGGCGUGGACACGGACACACCCCUCGAUCCCCUGUUUCUGUAUCCUGGCCAUCUUCCUGGGGUCCUGACAACGGGACAACGGGACAAGAGGACAAGACAACAGUCACAAUGAUGGCGUAAGGAAGUAGCAAGUUAGUUUUGCCCAUUUAAAUAGCACUCUGGACACCGAGCUCUUUGUGCGCCAAUUUGACGAGCAUUAGAUGGCACUCUUUCCGUGUGGGGUCUCCCCAUCGAUCCAUCGAUUCCAUUGAGCGAUUGAGCGCUUGAUUGAUCAGCCCAAUCUUGAGUCAGAACCUUGAACCCACGCACAAUUUCAAUAUUGUCGCCGAACAUUCAAAGUUCAUUCAAAGUGGCGGGCAUGUUUGUGCGGCGCAAACUUUAGAUAGUACUAUAAUACGAUAGACGCGCUGUCGCCUCAACUCAGAAGAUGCGACUCGACCAGAUAAGCACGCAGAUAAGGCGACUCGAAGGCAAUGUCAUUUGGGUAAUCAAAACCGCACUAAUUGGCAUAGUAAUGCAAUACGGCUGCGGAAUCCAGGAUGCGGACUCGAGAUCUGCUCGAGAUCUUUUCGCUCGGCUGGGCGAUGGGAAUGAAGAUGAAGACGUCUCUCAAUUAAAGAAAGAUGCCAUAAUUGAGCAGCCUUUUGCUGGACGUGGGAUUAGGAGCCAUAGGAUAACAAUUAGCCAAAGGAUUUGACAACGGAAGCUACGGCCAUUGUGGUGCGUUCCGUUCUUCCCUUCGAGUACUUUCAGUACUUUAAGUACUUAACUUGUGUCUUUUUUAGUCGGGGCUUCUUCUUUUUGCCGCGCUGUGCUGUGCACUUCCGUUUGCGGAAGUGGCUAAGGCAAAUCCCCAGACACAUCGAGCCGAGCAGCAAUACCUGUUCCCAUUAUCCUGUGCAAGUGUGCACUUUGCAUAUGCCAAGGAAAACAAACAAGUGAUCCUUGGUCCUCGAUCCUGGUUAGUCUUUUUCGCUUAGCCCAAACAACUCGGUAGAAGGAGAAGGAGAGGGCCUUUGUCCGCCCGAGGAGCACGUGUAAUCCCCGUUCACUUCCUAGGUGACUACUUACCGACCGACUACUUACUUCCUCAUUAGCAUCGCAGGAUAUAGGGAUAUAGACGGGCCCAAGUGCCCAAGUGCCCAAGUGCCUUUGCUGAUGGGCUUAGGCGGCCAUCGAGGCGGUGAAUCAACUGAAUGACGGCCAAACUAAUCAUACAUUCGAAAGUAAUCUCAUUUCAUCAAUUGUGCUCUUUCUUUUUGGAGGAAGUGGGCUGAAUGGAUGGGAAAACUCUUUUGCAACAAUUGUGAUGAUAUCAAAAAGAUGAUAUAUGGCCAGAUAUAUGGCAUGAAGUGCUCAUUCCAAACUAGGGGUUUUUUAGGGUUAACCUACCGAUACGGGAAUACAGAUUCUCAGAAACAAAAUGGCAGUCCUAAGUUCAUAAUGUCCAUAAGUUGCUGCCAACGCAAGUUCCAUUUACGACUGUUAUCCCAUUAAGACAAAGGGCCGCGAAAGGAGUUAACGGCAAUUCCCCGAAACCAACCAAAUACGAUUCCAUGUCCAUAUCCAUAUCCAAAUCCAAAUGCAAACCACUGCUCACCCUUUUUUUGGACGGGCCAUAUAAGGGCAAACCCCUUUCAGUCAAUUAGUCGCUGAUUUUCUUUGUCACCUAGCAGCGGACCAAUAUAAAAAUCGCAGCCACAAUGGGCGAGGCAGAGAACCCUUUUUUAGGCACCGCCGAUGGCCGAUGGCCGAAGUGCCCGUUUAUGGCUUUUGGCCUUAAAAAACAGCAGCGGUUUAAGGAUCUCCGGACUCGGACUUUGCCUCGGAAUGAGGCCUUUUCGCACGAAGCGUCCAUUAUGCAAUAAAACUCGGGAUGUUUUUUAGGCAACGGAGGCAUUCGAGUGGGCGGGCAACCCGUUCGGGCGGCAUUAGCAGGUAGAUGAAUCCGUAAAAAACGCGCCCAAGGUCGCCACUCAAAGGAUUGCACAAAUAUUGCAUCUUUGGUGCGGAGUUCAUUAUGGCGCAGCAACAGCAGUCCGCGUAUAUGAAUAUAUGCUAUAUGGUUUUAUGCCUUUAUGACCUGCUGUUUUUUACGUACGCUGCAUUUCGUUUUUUCGCUGAAUCUGGUUUUUACGGCGAACUUGGCAACUCUUUGGCUUCGCGACUCGGCCGCGACUUUUUAUGGCAUCUGCUCGGGAUCGGAUCGAUUGGGCUGCACUUGGGUUAUACGGCCAGGAUAUAUGUGAGCGAGGAUAUGUGCUCGUAAAGGGCGGCGCAGGUAAGGGAUCGACUCAAUGACGGCGACGUGACGGUCGCAGUUUUAGUUUAAUCCACCAUUUUUACGGUUGGAUUAGCGCACGGAUUAGUGGAUAAGUUCGCGGUUUUUUACUGAUUACCAUAUCGAUCCCUCUUUUUAUUUGCAAUCUGAAUGAGCAGUUGUAAAAAGAGAAUGAAUGAAACUGGGCAAGGGGAAAUGGAUUUGGAAUUGGCAAUCUGAUCGAUCGUGUAACGUAGGUAUUAUUGAUAGCAUAGCUCCAAACUAUGAGUAUGUGCUCGUAGUAGCUGCAGUAAGUAUCGAGCAUCCUUUUUUCCCAUGGAUGACAGUCAACUUUGUGCCGCUAUCCACUUCCGUUGGCCGACGAGACGACCGUUAGGACAGCUAACAAACAGUUAACAAAGUAAAACAACUAGUCGAGGAUCGAGGAUCCCACAUCCCAUAUUCCCAUAUUUUACGCCGCAGCGGAAGCCAAAGGGAUAAAGGACGUGGAAUCAAGGAUGUUUAAGGAGGAGGGCAAACACAAGCAGCCAACAUUAUGGACACUUGUCGCAAUGAUUCUGGACGCUCGUUUCUUGAUUCUUGUCUCGAUCCUUGAUCCUCGAGGUGGCGGCGUCAUGAAUCAAAUGGUCAGACUGGCGAGUGUCCUUGCCGCGAUUCCGGGAAGCCGUGUUUUCAUUGCCGAAAUAGGAAAAGGAUGCGAAUUACGCCAGCCGAAAAGGGCUGAAAACUGCAAGAACACCAGAACGCCAGAACUCGCCCUAAUUUCCAUAAUUUGUCACGCACAAUCCAACGGAUUCGCAUUCGCCAUCGCGUAGAUACACAGAUUCUGGAUGAUGGGCUGGUCAGCAAAAGGAUUUCAGGACAAAAGCGCAAAACAAACGGAUUUAGCCAUCACAACCCUUGGACGUUAUACAUCCAUUAUCAACAAGCCAGAUUCUAUCUUUUCUUUUUCUUUUUGGCCAGACGCCUCUCUUUCUGGCCAGAAAAGCAUGAUUUGGCUCUAAUUAUAAUAGCUGCGGGCUUUGAUCUGCAAAAUGUUCUGGAAGAUUCAGAAGUAUGUUUGUGGUUUAUUUGAAUGCUGAAAAGAAUAGCCUACGAUGGUACAUUGCGAUUUAUUCUGUAUACUUAAAGGAAGCGUAUCCUGCAGUUACUUCAAUCAACUAAAGCUGUUUCAAAUUGGUUUUUAGUUUUACCAGAGUAAUGAUUCUCUGUUCCUAAAAUUUCAAAGCAAGUAAGUUAGAUACAACUGCAAUAUGCCAGUUUAUAUAAAAAUGGUAAUGAAAAUGAAGCCAAAGUCUAGAACUCUAUAUGAUUUAUACAUAUUUUGAGCAAUUCCUUGAAAACGAAAUGUAAAGCACUGCAGAGGUAGUACGAAUUUCCCUACUUCUUUCUCAUUGAACAUUAAAACCCAGAAGAAACCAUAUCCAUUCGCGGAAACUGAUGAAACAUUAAGUUCGAAAACUCUUUAUGCUUCUUUUUUGCUGCUUUUUUUUAAAUUACGUUAAAUGGCGAAGUAACAAUAGCACAAAGAACUAUGAUUUUUGCGAAAACUGCGAAAACCAAAGGACUAAAGGACCAAAGGAGGGAAAGGGCAGCCGCGCACCCUUGUAAAACCCUUUCGAAAGGGGGCGAGACAGAGAGGGCAACAGGGUAGAGUGGGACAGAGUGUGAACCAGAGCCAGAAUCAUCAGAAUCACCCCUUUGCCCUUUGGCCUUUGUACCGCCUACCUGCUUCGUACCGCUUCGUACCGCUUCGGCUGGCCGUUCGUGUCCGCCAUUUCGAUGUGAAUGAGGCGUCGGCGCAGCCUCCGGAUUUUGGGUAUAAAUGCAGGGGGUUCCGACGAGAGGAAAUCAGUUUGCGUUCGACAUCGUCAGCGUGAAGAUAUAGCAACAGCACAGCAACACAGCUAGAUCACCACUCUAUAUAGCCCAUAUAUAGCGUCAAUCAGUUGGAUUAAACCCACAGAGACCAUACACCCAACACCAUGCUAAUGCACGAGAAACUCAUGGCCGGGCAGUUCUUCGAUCUCAAGACUGAUCGCAAGCCACUGAUGCACCACCACCAGUACCAGCACCACCAGCAGCAGCCACUGCAUCACUUGCCGCACAGCCAAUUGCCGGUUCAGGGAUCCUUGGGCCUGCCCAAAAUGGAUCUGUACACGGCCUACGCCUACCAGCAGCAGUUGCUGGGAGCUGCCCUCAGUCAGCAGCAGCAGCAGCAGCAGCAACAGCAACAGCAGCAGCAACAUCAGCAGAUGCAGCAACAGCAGCAGCAGCAGACCUCCUCUGCUGAGGUCCUGGAUCUUUCCCGUCGCUGUGACAGCGUCGAGACGCCCAGGAAGACUCCCUCACCCUACCAAACAAGCUACAGCUACGGCAGUGGUUCCCCAUCGGCCUCGCCCACCAGCAAUCUUCUGUAUGCCGCCCAGAUGCAGCAGCAGCAGCAGCAACAUCAGCAGCAACAGCAGCAGCAACAACUGGCCUCCCUGUAUCCCGCUUUCUACUACAGCAACAUCAAGCAGGAGCAAGCCACGCCCACUGCUGCUCCGCCCAAGGUGACACCAACAGCCAACCUUCUGCAGACCUUUGCUGCCGCCUCUGCUGCGGCCGCCGCUGCUGCUGCCGCUUCCGCGACCAACUCACCAAGACCCGCCAGCAACGCCAGCACCAUGCAGAUCGAUGUCCUGGAGAAUCCCCAGUCGCCGGCUGUGGAGGCCACCACGCCCACCACCUCCAGCAGCGGCGAGGCGGGAAAGAACACACGCCCCUUCAAGGCCUUUCCCCGGGAUCCCUUGGUAAUAGCCGCCAAUUUCGCAGCCACUGAUGUUCUGCUGGACAAUCCGCGAGUGGAGCGCUACACGGAAUACAGGAAGCGGGUGCUUGAGCAAAUACGCAGUUCCAACGGAGGAUCGCGCACCGUAACCAACCCCAAAAUGCGAAGGACCAACUCAAGAAGUGGAUCCGUCAACGAAGGCAGCUCCUCGAACAACAACAGCGAAAGCGAGGAUCGCGCUGCCGCGGAGGAGUCUAGCGACUGCGACUCCCAGGUGGGCAACUUCGAGGGCAAGUCCGCCACCAGCAGCUCCAGCAACUUGGCCAACGCCACUGCCGCAAACUCGGGCAUCAGCUCGGGCAGCCAGGUCAAGGAUGCCGCCUACUACGAGAGACGUCGCAAGAACAAUGCCGCCGCCAAGAAGUCCCGCGAUCGUCGCCGCAUCAAGGAGGAUGAGAUCGCCAUCAGGGCCGCCUAUCUGGAGCGCCAGAACAUCGAGCUCCUGUGCCAGAUCGACGCCCUCAAGGCCCAGCUGGCCGCCUUCACCUCCGCCAAAGUAACCACCGCCUAAAGGUGCACUCCUCUCUUGAUGCGUUGAACGCGAGGAUCCCGAAUCGUAUGUCCUGUUUUUUGGGUCAGCUUAUCUGUGAAUAGUUUAGGGGGCUCAACUUUCUUUUUUUUACACACUCGCAUUUAAGUACUUUAAGUCCUUGGAGUAUACGUUAUAUUUGGAAAAUGUAUUAGUUGUAAGUGCAUCUCGCAAUCUCACCAGUUAACUCUCAAUUGAACUCUCAUCUAUAGUUGUAGAAGUCCCAGCUAGCCAUUAGUGUUUAACUUGUAAGUGAAUUUUUUUCAUAGCCCUAAGAAAUCAAUCAUAAUAAAUUAUCGAAAAUAA
Messenger RNA from Drosophila santomea, 15630 nucleotides. It is a transcript of the gene gt, whose product is annotated as protein giant. Gene Ontology annotation, molecular function: DNA-binding transcription factor activity, RNA polymerase II-specific; RNA polymerase II cis-regulatory region sequence-specific DNA binding. The transcript has 2 exons. Gene Ontology annotation, cellular component: nucleus. The record is from RefSeq and is a predicted model, not a curated record. Bases 13948 to 15306 code for a protein of 452 amino acids. Gene Ontology annotation, biological process: regulation of transcription by RNA polymerase II. NCBI's taxonomy places the organism in Eukaryota, Metazoa, Arthropoda, Insecta, Diptera, Drosophilidae.